Messenger RNA from Camponotus floridanus (Florida carpenter ant), 2810 nucleotides. It is a transcript of the gene AstA-R1, whose product is annotated as allatostatin-A receptor. Gene Ontology annotation, biological process: neuropeptide signaling pathway. The coding region runs from base 1213 to 2283 and encodes 356 amino acids. Gene Ontology annotation, molecular function: G protein-coupled receptor activity; neuropeptide binding. Gene Ontology annotation, cellular component: membrane; neuron projection. The transcript is spliced from 6 exons. The record is from RefSeq and is a predicted model, not a curated record. NCBI's taxonomy places the organism in Eukaryota, Metazoa, Arthropoda, Insecta, Hymenoptera, Formicidae.
CCCCAUCCAUUCCUGGCCGCGCGUCGCGCCGCGCCGUAUCGGGGUGCCUCUCAGUGCAAAACCACCCCCGGAGCUGACGUUAUCGGUUAGCGCGCGACGAUACCCCUCGCAAACUCAGACUCGACCGAUUACAACAAACUUUGUCGAGACAAACUUGGCACGGAUGUGCAACUUGCGACGGCCCGAGGCUGAAUCCUCCUCGAGUCUUCAUUGAAGCAUAGUCAUUGAAGCUCGCACUUUGCUUUGCAUCGGGAAGGAAGGAAAAGAGUGAGCUCUCGAUCUCGAUUUGCCGCGAUUGUUCGAUCUCGUUGAUUCGGCGCGAUUAUCGACAAAGUAUGCAGAAAAUUGUAGUCUUCUAGAAAAUUGUAUUAAUAAAGAAAACGACUCGAUGCGAAAGGCGAGAUAUCGCAAAACGUCGAGUUUUAGUUCGCCGAGUUGAAGAAUUUGACGGCGAAUGUAUGGAAUUCAACGAUCGCACGUUAUUUCAAUAUUCAGUGAUCAGUGCAGUGUUUUUUUAAUUUUCCAUCGCGAGAUUCUUCGGAAUUCAAUAAAAUAUCGUGAAACUUGUAAUGUACAUCAUAUGGAACUGAGAGAGUGGAACUACAAUAAAGAAGAUUAAUAAUGCGAUAAAUAAUUGAAAAAAUUGAAUUGCAGAUUACAACAAUAUAAUGAGUUAAGCUGAAGAAACAUGUUUUUGUUUGAGCGAAUAUUUGACAUUAUUGUACAAAUAUAUGAGCAAUUUGUUCAACACAGCUGACCAUUACAUCGACAAACGAAUGGCAUGUGAUUAAGGCAAACUCUAGUUCCUCAAAUUCAAGUGGACGAUAAAUAAGUCUUGACAAGCAUACGAAUCAGCAUCUUAUCGAUCCUUGAGAUUUUUUCUGAGAGAAUUUAAGCGAAAAUUUGAAAGACGAUACAGUGAAAGAGCGAUGAGCGAUGUCCACCAGCGAAAUCGCCGAUCGUGGAAACUCGAUGCCGUUCGAUAGAACGAAGAAUGAAACGAGGGAAAAAGACACUCUCGGCGUCUCCGAUGUCGCCGACAGUCACCGCAGGAUGAUCCUCGCGACGGGAUCAGGAUCCCGUUGAGGCAGACUCGAUUAUCGUCGCUGUAAUGUUUACACAGUUCCUAUUUUUAUUAUCUCGGCUGGGCCGGCCUAAGCUCGUCGCAACAUAAUCGAAGGGAUUUCGAGACGAAUCUCGUAGGUAUAUAACAUGGAGCCGACGAUCGUGAACCUAACGAAUGCGAGCGACGCCCUCGCCGACUGCAGCUUGCGAUUCGCGUGCGAGGUAUACGAAUUCGAUUAUAAUCGCGAGCUAGUCGAAAGCAUCGUCGUGGUGGUGGUGCCACUGUUCUUCGGCAUAAUCGGUAUCCUCGGUCUCGCUGGGAAUUCGCUGGUGGUCGUGGUGGUGGCGGCGAACCCCGGAAUGAGGUCGACCACGAACAUCCUCAUCAUCAACCUCGCCAUCGCCGAUCUCCUAUUCGUCAUAUUUUGUAUACCGUUCACGGCCACCGAUUUCGUGUUACCCUACUGGCCGUUCGGCAACGUCUGGUGCAAGAUCGUUCAGUAUCUGAUCAUUGUCACUGCUUACGCGAGCGUUUACACCCUGGUCCUCAUGAGCCUCGACAGAUAUCUGGCGGUGGUGCACCCGAUCGCCUCCAUGUCCUGGAGGACCGAGAAUCAUGCCAUAUUGGCGAUUGGCGUCACGUGGGUGGUGAUCCUGGCGCUGUCCGCUCCCGCCCUCGUGAUCCACGGCGAGAUUCGCUACGUGUUCCAGGAGGGAGACGGCCCACCGGAGAACCUGACGGCCUGUCGGGUCCUGCCGCAGUACGACUGGACGUCCUUCCAGGUGUCCUUCUUCUUCAUGAGCUACGUGCUGCCCCUCGUGCUGAUAUGCAUCUUCUACAUGUCGGUGCUGAUCAAAUUGUGGCGCGGUGCCCGCGUCAGCGCCGAGAGUCGACGCGGCAGGAGGCGCGUCACCAGGCUCGUCUUCGUCGUCGUCGGGGUCUUUGCCGCCUGUUGGUGUCCCAUACAGGUGAUACUGGUCAGCAAGUCCCUGGACGUGUUUCCGCUCACCACGACGACGAUAAUGGUGCAGAUUGUCAGCCAUAUCCUCGCCUAUACCAACAGCUGCGUCAACCCCUUUCUAUACGCCUUCUUGAGCGAUAAUUUUCGCAAAGCCUUUCGGAAGAUCAUCUACUGCAGGCCGCGCGCGGAGCAGAACAAUCGGCUGGGACCAGCGACGAGAACAACGAGAGCUGCCAGUAGCGGCGAUAUUCUUUAGAGACACAAAUUCUCACCGGCAAUGGGGCGGAUUCGGCGAUUGUCUAUAGGAUAUUUGGUGUUUGGUGUCAUCUGGCGAUUAGCGAAAAGACGUGUGUUUUUAAUUCUUUAAAAAAAAAUCUCCGCCAAAUAUAUACGCACUUUAUAUUUCUCUCAAUUUCUUUAUCGAAACGUCCUCUCCGAGACGGGUAUUAUUUAAGAAUAAUUGUUUGGAAAAAAAAAAUACGAUCUGAGGACGACUUGGCAGCGUCGAGAUGCAACUGGUCGCAGGGCAAAAAUAAAGGACCUAUCGUCAUCAUCGACACACGUCUCUCUGCGAGUGGAUCUCAUAAACUCGAUUCGCGAAUCCCCGACGAUAUUUCGCGAGAGCGAAUAUUACGAAAUUUUAAAUAAAUGUAAGAAAACAAGGACUCGUUUCCCGACGCUUACCCUUAUCCAGGACAGUUACUUGGAAAGAUUCUCAGGGUCAUCGUCAGGAAAUUAUACGUCCGAGCAUUGUAAAGUGUAUCAAUAAAAACAUUGAGAUAA